UAUUUUUGUCGUACAAAGAAUAAAGUAUUAUCUUUUUAUUUUUAAUCAAGAAGUACGCGUUUCUCACCUUCGUUAUUCGCGCUUGAGUCACAGGCGUAUCAAUUUGUUCGUUUCUUUUAUGUAUAAUACACACGCACACACAUUCACAUGCGUUCUGCGUAUCGCGGAUCACUUGUUUGAUCUCGCGCAAAUCCGUCGCGAGUCGCACGACCGUGGCAAUGUUCUCGUCUUGACGCAUUCUGCAAAAUUGUGAAAAAAUGUUGUAAAUCGUUCUCUUUCUUUGUAUCCGAAAAACAUAAAAAUCAGUCAUGACCGUACUAUCGAGAUCGUGCCUCGAUUUGUCGCGGCGAUGCGGACGUCGUUUCACCUUGGCGCGUCGCGGAUCUUCGAAAAUCCCUCCGGCCGACGAGCGGACGGUCCAGAGAGUCGAGGAGAAGAACGCGGAAGGCUCGACGAGGCGGGAGAAGGAUGAGAAUGCGCGAAGAGGCGACGAGAGUGGCGUAAAGGUGUGCAUCAUCGGCGGGGGAGUGACGCCUCUCUACACCGCGGUUCUCUUGAAGCAAUAUCGGAUUAUCAAAAGCAUACGCCUGGUGGACACGAGGGAUUCCGCGUUGGAGGCCUUGACGGACGCGUCGCACCUGGAGACCAGCCCUCGUAUAGAUCACUUCCGGCGAAAGGACAUAAAACAGGCCCUGAGGGAAGUAAGAGCCUCGGGAAAUACCGAUCGCACGGAAAACUUUCUUGCAGAUCUGUCGAAAAAAGAGGAAAACAAAAAUGCCCAGGCGAGCAUCGUCGCGCUCAUGGACGAGACGGACGUCGCCGCGGCGGGCAGCGCGAUGGCGCGGGAGCAAUUCAAAUCGACGGCCGACUACGUGCGUCAGAUGACGGAUCGGAUACUGCGCUUCUGCCCGGACGCCGUCGUGGCCGUGUUCGCGCGACCCGUCACCGCCACCCUCGCGAUGGUCUCGGAGAUCUGCCGGUGCGCGGGCUGGUGGAACCCCGACCGGCUCGUCGGCUCGACCGCGUCGUACGGCGGACGGAUCGAAGGGACGGCGGCGGCCAUCCUCAACCUGGAGCGCGCGAGCCUCUCGGUGCCGCUGGCCGGCGGCGCCGACGUGCGAACCGUCGUGCCGCUAUUGUCGCGCGCCGUCCCGUUCAACCAAUUCACCAACGUACGGGCGAGAGUCUCGAUCGUGGAUAAUCAAUAUGAUUGUCAGGCGCAACGCAAGACCCUGCUGGAAUCGCUGCGGGCAGGCGACGAGGGGGUGAGGACAGGACCUCUCGGCGAGGGUUCGUCAUUGUCGUCCGGAACGGCUGCCGCGGGACUGCUGCUCAACCUCGCCGCCGGUCUCUCCGGGCAUGAGCGCGUCGUCACCUGCGCCUACGUGCGGUCGGACGUGCUGCCGGUCUGCCGAUUUUUCACCAGCGAGUUGGAGCUGGGGCCGGAGGGCGUCAAGCGAAACCUGGGCCUGCCCAAGAUCUCGGCUGGGGAGGUGCACCUGAUCGAGCAAGCGAUACCCCUGAUUAACGAGCACGUCGACAUGGCGGUGGCGGCGGUCCGGACGGAGAGGACGCGCGCGAGGACGCGCUGACGACUACACCGGAUCGUCCCCCCAAUCUCGCGGGAAAUCUGGCAGAGUCGGUCAAUG
Messenger RNA from Vollenhovia emeryi, 1649 nucleotides. Its product is annotated as probable malate dehydrogenase, mitochondrial. Bases 309 to 1592 code for a protein of 427 amino acids. The record is from RefSeq and is a predicted model, not a curated record. Gene Ontology annotation, cellular component: mitochondrion; cytoplasm. Gene Ontology annotation, biological process: tricarboxylic acid cycle. The transcript is spliced from 3 exons. NCBI's taxonomy places the organism in Eukaryota, Metazoa, Arthropoda, Insecta, Hymenoptera, Formicidae. Gene Ontology annotation, molecular function: L-malate dehydrogenase (NAD+) activity.